Messenger RNA from Penicillium brasilianum, 3906 nucleotides. Lineage: Eukaryota; Fungi; Ascomycota; Eurotiomycetes; Eurotiales; Aspergillaceae. The record is from the annotation of a GenBank genome assembly.
AUGUCAAUCACGUCGCGCAGCCAGAGCUCCUCCCCCGACAUCUUGGGCCCCCCAGGCGAUGCCGACUACCUCAUCUCGUCUCCAAUAAAACCUUUCACGGGUCGCCAGAGCUGGCUGUCACCUGCGGCCGUGAAACGCCAAAGGACCCCCGCGAAACGGCGGCGCGUGACGCUCAGUCCGACGAGAAGCGCGCACUCAAUUCGCUUUGACGAUGUCCUACUUCCCGGCUCGCCUACAAUGAAACUCGAUGGUCGGCAAAGGUCGCUUUCGCCGGAAAAAUUUGGACAAGAUGGAAACGUGAGCCCAUGGCGCAUUCGGGUCACGCUUGAGGCGACGCAGGACGAGGAGAACGAGGGCAACUAUAGCCCGUCGCGGAAACGCUUGAGACCCUCGACCGUGACAACGAAAGUUCCCUUGAAAGACGACGGAAGUCCUUCGAAACAAAAAACACCUGCGAAACGACGCGGCCGUCCUCGGAAAUCGGAUAUUCAGUCGCAUAAUGGCUCGCCAUGGCCUGGGAGUCCAGGAAAUACGCCAGGGCCGAUGGGAACUACGCCUAAAGAGAGAGUGGGACAACUGCGCAAGAAUACGCCAAGGCCUCAGCCGCAAAUAAUAUCGAUGCUACCAGACGACCCAGAGGAUGAGCCUGAAGACGAACUACAAGAUGAGCCUACUCCAACAGUGGAGCCGAUGCAACAACAAUUUAGCCCAAUGGACAUAACUGCCGAUGGCAGCGCGAAACCCAACCACCAAUGGAGUCCAAUGAACCUUGCUACGGAUGGAGGAUACGAUAGCGACUCCCUCGGCGCGGAUGAUUUACCCGUCGCAGACCUUCGGGCUCCAACGCCAGCGCAUCCGCAGACCCAAGCAAACAAUACUGCUCAUGAAUACGGGAGAGCUACCUACGAUACCCCAACAAUCGGUGCUAGCGAACACCAUUUUCUCGACAAUGACGAGAAUAUACAUUCCACUCCUUCCAAGAUGCCAUCGCCUACGCGAGAACGACUGGGAUCAUCCGCAAGAUCUUCUCGCCGUGUUGGCAACACCGUGUCUCCACGUACUUACCCGACUCCGACCCCUACUUCCUCGCUGGCCGAUGAAGAAAAUCAACCUGGAGAGCAGACCUUGGAGGUGCAAGAAGACACGCGACUGACACACAACACUUAUGAGCACCAGACCGAGCCCUUGGUGGAUCCCACGGACGAGCAUGCUGAAUUCGACUCUAUCAUGGAAAGCGAAGGAUUUACUAUGGUCUCUCUGGACACAUUACCAUCAGCGAAGCAGUAUGGCCUCGGAUCCAGUGCCAAACUCAAUUCGAAUGGCUCUGGAAAAGAGCGAGAAGUCGGACGCAUUGGUGACCGGCUGAAGCGUAAAUUGUCAGGGACAAUUGACAGCUUCCGAGGCGAUGCGCAAAGCUCGACAAGGCCUAGCCCAGUGAUCCAAACCCACUCUCCUAAACCUCCCCUAGCACGCAGUAAUCCAAAGCCACAUACUGAGAACGUGCAAGCUCCUGUUCAGGUCUCCUACCCCGAGCUUCCUUUAACGCGUUCAGCGGAGAAGCUUCUAGACGACACACCGAGGAGAACUCCCAUCAGCUUGGCCAGGGUAGUCCGCGUCGGUAUGGCUCUCCAAGGCACCUUCAAGCCCGGUGAAAAUGAAGUACCGGGAAGCAGCAAUGCAGGUCGAAAGAAGCGCCUCGAGGGUGUCUUUAGCAGCUUUAGCCCUGCUACGCAACGAGAAUUGCGGGCUGCUCUUGGGAUUGGCCAAGAGCUCGCAAUGCGCCAAGCACAGGCAGCGGAAGAGCGAGCUAGAGAAGCCGAGAAAUUGGAGGAUGAAACUGUCCCUGCGAACGGUCAUGAUGAUCCGAUGGGAGAGCCGCAAGAAGAUGAUCUGAGCGAGGAGGAAGAGGUUGUGGAUGAACAGGACGAGCCUCUAGUGGUAUCAGUCCAAUCUCGGCAGAAAAAUGCCCUGCCAGUCCACAGAUACGACUUUGCACAGACGGAGCGAGAGCAAGAGUGGCAGCGGGAGCGCGAGGUUGUCAGUCGCCAUGCUAGGGAUCCGAAAAACUCAGAAAGACUCAUUUACAUUGAGAGUGAUGAGGACAUCCCACAAGAGAACCCCAAGUACGCCUCUGUUGGCCAUUUGGAAGCUGACGUUGAGUCGGUUGUCGAUGAACCGCCACUCGAAGAGGAGCCGUUUGACCAGGAAAUUCCCGAUGACGCUUCCUUCGAUCAAGAGCCCGAGAACUUUGAGCCAGAUGUUGUACCCCUUUUCCAGCCUGUCACAAGCCAAAGGUCAUACGUGGAAGAAGGGCCUAUUUAUGAAGAUGAUGACGAAGGCUCUGAAGACAUAUGGCGGCAAGAUACUUUCGAUUCUGAGCCUGAGCAUGCACUCGGACUGCUUCAACAAGAUGAUCAAAAUAUGGAGCCACAGGCUACGAAUGAGGACGAUGAUGUUGAUGACAUAUGGCAACUGGAGGCUAAGGACCAAAGCAACAUCUCGCAACACUCCCAGAGCCGAACUGAGAAGGACCUCGUUCAGGCCCCUUCUAGCCCCUGGGAAAAAGUGGCGAGCCGUUUUGAAAACCAAGACCACUUGAGCUCUUCUCCCGCUUACGUGACUGUGGAACACCUAGAUGGGCUACACCAGGUACCGACACAUAUUCGAAAGCUACGCGACCAAGAUGUCGAUCUGUCUGCCAUUCUCGCAGAAGAAGAGACACCCAACCGUGCUCGCUACUAUAACGGCACAAGCACACCUCGAGAGCUGCCUAACCACCGACUUGGAGCCCCACUUUCCUCGGCCAUGAAAUCUGCAACCUCCACGCGGAAGACGGGCCAACGGGUGCGCCUGCAGCCUAUUUCCCAGUCCAGCCCGGGAAUAGGCUCAGAGGCAGAGUUCAGCUACUCUCCUGCCUUCAAACCCACCAUCUCUCACCAAGAGUCGAUCGAAAUUGAGGCCGACGAACCAGAGAAUGCGUUUGAUCGUGCUCACGAGACUGAUUCAGGUUAUACUGAUGCAGAAACCACCACUCCGAAGCCUCCACGCCAAUCAGGACGGGAUGCCCCGGCAUCAACCUGGUUCCAGCGAAUCACCAGUCUCACGCCCAGGUGGUUGAAAGCGCCCAACAGAGAUGACGAUGACAGCUCCAGUUCGGCGGCAGCUUCCGAGGACGAUUUUGAGGAUGAUGACAAGGAGAAUCAGGUUGAAAUUGCCAACAACGAGUCAGCCAACCAUAGUCGCGAAAACUAUGAUCAAGCACCUCGUUCAGACCGUUCAAGCAUGUCACCUUCAAGAUACCUUGAAGAAUCGGCUAGUCCACCGCAGUUGAAUGGUCAUACUUAUGUGCCUUCUAUUGAACAAGGCGAUGAACUUUCUUCCGAGCAAGGUGACUUUGACGAUGUGCAAGAUGAUAUUUCCGAGGUCCAUGCAGAAGGCAGCACUGCUCAAGAUGAUGCCGUGGAAGACGAUGCCGUCGAGGGCGACCCUGUCGAGAUGAUCAACGGCGAGCAUGCCGAGUCAGUAUGGCCCCGACCCCUGCCAACGUUCGGCUACUUUUCGGACGAUCACUACAAAGCCCUUCGGCGCAUCUACCGAAUGGCAAAGCGCUCCCCGGAACGAUUCCCCUACUAUGACGCGCCAGGGCGCGCUGAGAUCAUCGGUGAUUGGAUCUGGACCUCGGACGGCCAUCAUGGGGUCCCCAUCACCGAAGUCCAAUUUGCCAUCAUCGACCGCUUUGUGCAUGACCUCUCACGCGCCGAUGUCGCGUACGGUGGAAGCGGGCAGGUCGAUUGGACCGAAGCUGACCUACAUCGGAGAUUGAUAAGUAUCAUCAUUGGUGAGCAGAUCCGAGAGAAUCAAAAGGCCAAAUCGGCCCGGGGAGUGUCUGUUGAUACAUGGCGUUGA